CCCAGCGAGUCUCCAUGCCCAUGCCCGUUCACUAGGUUGAGCCUACGCUCCUCUCUUCCGCUAAAUUCCUUGUUCGUCUCAACCACUUUCUUCUUCGGGUUUACUUUGCAACCAGCUGUUGUAUGAGUCAGAAAACCGAAAAGCCUGUGCUGUCCGGCCAACGUAUCAAAACUCGAAAGAGGGAUGAGAAGGAAAAGUAUGAUCCAACUGGCUUUCGAGAAGCAGUCCUCCAGGGUCUUCAGGAUUCUCCAGUUGACGUAGAUCAAAUUUACAAGUUCCUUGAUGUUGCUGGCUCAAAACUUGACUAUCGAAGAUAUGGAGAACCUUUGUUUGAUAUCCUCAUCGCUGGUGGAAUUCUUGCACCUGGAGGCAGCUUGGUGCAGGAAGCAGAGAAUCGACCAUACCGUACAGAGUCAUGCAUCUUUGGGCUCUCCAAUGACAGAGACACGAUUAGGUCCUUUGCCCAAGUUUUCAUCAAGCUCAUGAGGAGAUACAAGUAUCUGGAGAAGAUGUUUGAAGAAGAGAUGAAGAAGAUAUUGAUCUUCCUGAAAGGCUUCGGUCCAGAAGACAGAAGCAAGUUGGCCAAGGCCACAGCAGUCUGGCUUGCCUGUGGUACACUCCCCCCAAGUUGUCUUACACAUCUCCUCCAGGAACACUUGGUGAAAGAUGGGAUUGCUUUGGAUUACCUGCUUGAAGUCCUUGUCAUGUGGAAGGAUGAGAAAGAUGUUGGAGCUAUAAAGGCCAACCUCAAGCGUGCUGGCUUAGACAACAGGUUACUGGAGUUCUUCCCAGUGAAUAAGAGGUCCCAGGAGAAUUUCCAUGCUCUCUUCAAGGAGAAAGGGCUUUUAGAAAUAGUGGAGUUUCAACGAUCUCAAGCAAAUGCUGAAAUCAAAAGAGAGAUGCAAAAGGAAAUAGAUCGGAUGGUGAAGGAAGAAGAGCCUCCUAAGGAAAUACUAGCUUUGGUCAAGGAAAUGAAGCUCAAACAAGACAUGGAUGAAAAGGAAAUCAUUGUCAUAUUGUGGCUCGGUGUGAUGGGGGCAGUGGAAUGGAAUAAGAAAGAGGAGCUGGUUGCUGAGCAGGCCAUGAAACAUCUCAAGACAUAUGCACCCCUCUUCUCAGCUUUCACAUCAUCAGCCAAAGCUGAAUCAGCCCUGCUUGUGAAAAUGCAAGAGUAUUGCUAUGAUAACAUGAGCUUCAUGAAGGUUUUCCAAAAGAUCGUUCUCCUCUUCUACAAGACUGAUGUCCUGUCAGAGGAUGCCAUCAUGAAAUGGUACAAGGAAACACACUCUACGAAAGGGAAGUCCAUAUUCUUGGAGCAGAUGAAGAAGUUUGUGGAGUGGCUACAGAAUGCUGAGGAAGGUGAGUAUAAAGAGCAAAGACUGAUUCCGAGGAGGAUUGAAUCCCUGCUUGUUGAAUUCUCAGGGUCUCGAUGUACAUUGAUUUGGUACAUAGUCGAUAUUGCUGACCUGCAGAGGAAGUGACGGUAUCCCACAAAGCACUGAGUGAAGGCAUUCUUUCCUCAUCUCCGUCCUUCACAACUUGGUUUUUAAUGAUAUGAUAAUGGUUAUGGCCCAUUCAGUUAUCAUAGAAUGGUCCAGAUCUUGUUUUCAUCUUUUGCCGUUUUUGCCCCCUGUUUUGCUUCAAUUACUUGUGGUGAUGAAAUAUGUCUUGAUGCAGCAAUGGAUUUUGUAUAUUGUAUUUUUCUAGGAGCAAUAAGAAUUGGAGUUAAACAUCGGAACUUAUGUAAAGGUCUAUUUUCCUCGGGUGGUCAGUAAUGGUCGCUAUUCCUUGCAUUCUGCAGAGAGCUCCUCGUGAAUAAAGCCCUUCAUGCAGGACA
Molecule: messenger RNA, 1837 nt
Organism: Darwinula stevensoni
Lineage: Eukaryota; Metazoa; Arthropoda; Ostracoda; Podocopida; Darwinulidae
Source: the annotation of a GenBank genome assembly